UUCACCGAUGGUGAAGGAACGUAUAAUAUUGGUUAUAGUAACCGAAAUAGAAAGCGUGUUGAGCUCGAUAGAGGCAGAUUCACUGAAAUAGUUGGUGAUGAUGGUUUGGUUGAGCCUGGACAACAUUAUCAAGAUGGAGCAAGGUCUGAAAGUGUUCCUGUAAAUACCGAAAGUUGGAUAAAUAUUAGUGAGAAAAACAAACCAGUUGAAUAUGAAGCCCUUAAGUACUCUG
Molecule: messenger RNA, 232 nt
Organism: Racocetra persica
Lineage: Eukaryota; Fungi; Glomeromycota; Glomeromycetes; Diversisporales; Gigasporaceae
Source: the annotation of a GenBank genome assembly